Trachymyrmex septentrionalis is the source of this 779-nucleotide messenger RNA. RefSeq names its product myosin-10-like. The record is from RefSeq and is a predicted model, not a curated record. The transcript is spliced from 6 exons. Bases 33 to 779 code for a protein of 248 amino acids. Lineage: Eukaryota; Metazoa; Arthropoda; Insecta; Hymenoptera; Formicidae.
UGUAUAAUAUAUUUUAAUCUUACCGAUACAUCAUGAUGGAUAUGGAGAUGAAUGCUGAACUCGACGGUGCUGAAAGUGAAAGCAGUCAACCGUCCUCGGAAGGAAGUUCAGCAAGUAGCACAUUUUGUAUUUUGGAAAAAGAUUAUGCAAAGAUAACGAAACAAAUGAGUGCUAAUGAGGCACUGGCACCCUUUGAAACUGAAUACACAAGGCUUUACGAAUCCUUGUACAAAGCCCAUAGAAAUGAAAAGGAACUAUCGGAACAAUGCAUGUUGCUCAAGAAUGAAAUUGUAGAUAACACGCAUAAGAUAAAUGAACUAAAAGAAGUAGUAGAGGCUUAUCAGGACGAUAUAGCUCAAUUGAAACAGGAAGUCACAAAAAUGACGAAAUUAGCGGAUGCGGCACAUGCGCGCGAGCAAAAUGCACAGGAGAUGAUUGAGAAUUUGCGGCUAAAUAUUACGAAACUGGGCCUAGAAAUCGAGCAAAAGAACAAACAACUAGCAGCUGAGAAAGACAUCACAGUUAGCAAGAAAACGGAGAAUCUUUUGAAAGAAAGGGAGAUUCUCAUUGACAAAUACGUUUUUUUUAUCGACAACAUAGCCAUCAUAGGAAAAUUUUACAAAAACUUGAAAGAGAAAGAGUCCUUAAGCGUGGAACUCAAGUAUACCGCUAGAUAUAUCAGAUUGCAGAUGAAUGUACAACUAACAGUAUGUUGCUUGUUAGCAUAUCUCUCACAACUUACUUGCGUAUCUCAAUCAAUUCUUACGCUGUUAGCAUGA